Messenger RNA from Sorex araneus (European shrew), 1755 nucleotides. It is a transcript of the gene FDXR, whose product is annotated as ferredoxin reductase. The coding region runs from base 57 to 1598 and encodes 513 amino acids. Gene Ontology annotation, cellular component: mitochondrion. The transcript is spliced from 12 exons. NCBI's taxonomy places the organism in Eukaryota, Metazoa, Chordata, Mammalia, Eulipotyphla, Soricidae. The record is from RefSeq and is a predicted model, not a curated record. Gene Ontology annotation, biological process: ubiquinone biosynthetic process.
GCGGAGCGCGGGCUCUAUCCGGGUGCCGAAACGCAGACCAGUUGCUCUGCCCGGCCAUGGCUGCACGCUGCUGGCGCGGGUGGCACUGGGCGGUGUGGCCUCGGACCCGGCCGUCUCCCGCCGGGAGCACCCGGAGUUGGAGCAAGGCAACUCUGGGGCUCAGUAGGAGUGCGGGGAGUCCUGCGAUCAUUAAGUGUCGCCCCCGCAGGCUGUUCUCCACACAGCAGCAGGACCCCCAGAUCUGCGUGGUGGGCAGUGGGCCGGCGGGUUUCUACACAGCCCAACACUUGCUCAAGCACCACCCCCGGGCCCAGGUGGACAUCUACGAGAAGCAGCCGGUGCCCUUCGGCCUGGUGCGCUUCGGCGUGGCGCCCGAUCACCCCGAGGUGAAGAACGUCAUCGGCACCUUCACGCAGCUGGCCCGCUCGGAGCGCUGCGCCUUCCGCGGCAACGUGGCCGUGGGCAGGGACGUGACGGUGCCCGAGCUUCAGGGCGCCUACCACGCCGUGGUGCUGAGCUACGGCGCUGAGGACCACCGUGCCCUGGGCAUCCCCGGCGAGCAGCUGGCCGGCGUGUUCUCUGCGCGGGCCUUUGUGGGCUGGUACAACGGGCUUCCCGAGAACCAGGAGCUGGCGCCCGACCUGAGCUGCGACACGGCGGUGAUUCUGGGGCAGGGAAACGUGGCCCUGGAUGUGGCCCGGAUCCUCUUGUCUCCUCUGGAGCACCUGGAGAAAACAGACAUCACAGAGGCCGCCCUGGGGGCGCUGAGGCAGAGCCAGGUGAAGAUGGUUUGGAUAGUGGGCCGGCGAGGACCCCUCCAAGUGGCCUUCACCAUUAAGGAGCUCCGAGAGAUGAUCCAGCUACCCGGAACCCGGCCCGUUUUGGACCCUGCAGAUUUCUCAGACCUCCAGGACAGAAUCAAGGAGGCCGCCCGGCCGAGGAGGCGCCUGUCGGAGCUGCUCCUGCAGACAGCCACGGGCACGCCGGGGCCCAAGGAGGCUGCCCGCUACGCCUCCGCCUCCCGGGCCUGGGGCCUGCGCUUCUUCCGCAGCCCGCAGCAGGUGCUCCCCACGCCCGAUGGGCAGCGAGUGGCGGGCAUCCGCCUGGCGGUCACCAGGCUGGAGGGCGAGGGUGAGGCCGCGCGGGCAGUGCCCACCGGAGACACCGAGGACCUUCCUUGCGGGCUGGUGCUGGGCAGCGUAGGGUACAAGAGCCGCCCCAUCGACCCCAGCGUGCCCUUCGACCAGCAGCGCGGGGUCAUCCCCAACGUGGACGGCCGGGUUGCGGACGUGCCUGGCGUCUACUGCAGCGGCUGGGUGAAGCGAGGGCCCACUGGCGUCAUUGCCACCACCAUGGCCGACAGUUUCCAGACGGGCCACACUCUGCUCCAGGACCUGGCGGGCGGGCGGCUGCCGGCGGACCCCCGGCCCGGCUGGGCGGCCAUCCAGGACCUGCUCCGCAGCCGAGGGGUUCGGUCCGUCUCCUUCGCAGACUGGGAGAAGCUGGACGCCGAGGAGGUGUCCCGGGGCCAAGCGGCCGGGAAGCCCAGGGAGAAGCUGCUGGACCCGCAGGAGAUGCUGCGGUUGCUGGGGCACUAAGUCCAGAUCCCGCGGGCAGGGAACCUCUGGACACUGGCCCCGCCCCCCGGAGGGGUGGAGGAGGUGCGGGCUGCCCCGCCUCCCCGCGCCCCCUGGCCUCCGGGGGUGGGCCCCCAUCCCACCCCCGGCCCAGGGGUAGGAGGCAAUAAAUCGGCCG